AUGCAUAAGUCUGGCGUGACUCGACGUAUGUCUGUUUCACAGAUAGCCAUUGAGCAUCCAUGGGCGAAAACAAAAGAAGAUGUUGCAGCCUUCUACACUGUUGAAGAGGCUAAAGGUCUCUCCGAAGAACGAGUAAAGCGCGACUUCGAAAAAUAUGGACCCAAUGAACUACCAGCUGAAGAAGGCAAAGCACUCUGGAAACUUAUUUUAGAACAGUUCGACGAUCUUCUAGUCAAAAUUUUACUUGCUGCUGCUUGCAUUUCAUUCGUUUUAGCAUUAUUCGAAGAACAAAAAGAAGAUGAGAGUCUUGUGACAGCUUUUGUUGAACCAAUUGUCAUUCUUCUCAUUCUCAUUGCGAACGCAACUGUUGGUGUUUGGCAAGAACGUAAUGCUGAAAGUGCGAUCGAAGCACUAAAAGAAUAUGAACCAGAAAUAGCUAAAGUUGUUCGACAAAAUCGACUUGGACAAAUUCAACGAAUUAAGGCUCGAGAACUUGUACCUGGUGAUGUUGUUGAAGUAGCUGUUGGUGAUAAAGUACCAGCUGAUAUUCGUAUAACCACGAUUCACUCUACUACACUUCGUAUUGAUCAAGCACUAUUAACGGGUGAAAGUGUUUCUAUCAUUAAACAUACGGAUGCAAUACCUGAUCCACGUGCCGUCAAUCAAGAUAAGAAGAAUAUUUUAUUUUCUGGAACAAAUGUUGCAGCAGGAAAAUGUCGUGGUAUUGUUAUUGGAACUGGUUUACAUACUGAAAUCGGUAAAAUUCGAGAGGAAAUGGCUGAAGCUGAAGAAGAAAAAACACCAUUACAACAAAAAUUAGAUGAAUUCGGUGAACAACUAUCAAAAGUCAUUACUGUCAUUUGUAUUGCUGUAUGGGCUAUUAAUAUUGGUCAUUUCAAUGAUCCCGUUCAUGGUGGUUCAUGGUUUCGUGGUGCUAUCUACUAUUUUAAAAUCGCUGUUGCUCUUGCUGUAGCUGCUAUACCUGAAGGUUUACCAGCCGUUAUCACAACUUGUCUUGCAUUAGGAACACGUCGAAUGGCUAAAAAGAAUGCAAUUGUUCGAUCAUUACCAUCUGUCGAAACACUUGGUUGUACAUCAGUUAUUUGUUCGGAUAAAACAGGAACAUUAACAACUAAUCAAAUGUCUGUUUGUCGAAUGUUUAUAUUCAACAAAGCUAGUGGAAAAGAUAUUCAGAUUGAUCAAUUUGAAAUUACUGGUUCUACAUAUGAACCAAAAGGUGAUAUUAUAUUUGAAGGAGCAAAAUAUAACUGUACUGAUCGCAGUGGAUUAGUUGAACUAGCUGAAUGUGCAGCAUUAUGUAAUGAUUCAGCAUUAGAUUAUAAUGAAACAAAGAAAGUAUUUGAAAAAGUUGGUGAAGCAACAGAAACAGCAUUGACUGUUCUUGUGGAAAAGAUGAAUGUGUUCAAUACUAAUAAAUCACAAUUAUCACCACAUGAACUAGCUAUGGCUUCGAAUACAGUCAUUCGUCAAAAAUAUCGAAAAGACUUUACAUUAGAAUUCUCACGAGAUCGAAAAUCGAUGUCGACUUAUGUGACACCAACAGCUCAAGGUGCUAGUGGUGGUCAAAAUCCUAAAAUGUUUGUAAAAGGUGCACCUGAAUCAGUGAUUGAGCGAUGUACACAUGUUCGAUGUGGAACAGAAAAAGUACCAAUGACAGCACAUCUCAAACAAGAAAUCUUGAAACUAGUUCAUUUAUAUGGAACUGGUGGAGACACACUACGUUGUUUAGCUUUAGGAACUAUUGAUGACCCAGUACAGAAAGCUGAUAUGAAUUUAGAAGAUGCAACAAAAUUCAUCAAAUAUGAAACUAACAUCACAUUUGUUGGUGUUGUUGGUAUGCUUGAUCCACCACGUGAACAAGUUCAUGAAGCUAUUACUCGAUGUCGUGCUGCUGGUAUUCGUGUAAUAAUGAUUACUGGUGAUAAUAAGAAUACAGCUGAAGCUAUCUGUCGUCGAAUUGGUUUAUUCAAAGAAUCGGAAGAAACAUACGGUUUGGCAUUUAGUGGUCGUGAAUUUGAUGAUCUUUCACCAGAAGACCAAUCAGAUGCCUGUCGUUCUGCAAAAAUGUUUGCUCGUGUUGAUCCAGCACAUAAAUCGAAGAUUGUCGAGUAUUUACAAUCUCACGGUGAAAUUACAGCUAUGACUGGUGAUGGUGUUAAUGAUGCACCUGCUUUGAAAAAAGCUGAAAUUGGUAUUGCAAUGGGUUCUGGUACAGCCGUUGCUAAGUCAGCAUCUGAAAUGGUUUUAGCUGAUGAUAACUUUUCAUCGAUUGUCUCUGCUGUUGAAGAAGGUCGUGCUAUUUAUAAUAAUAUGAAACAAUUUAUUCGUUAUUUGAUUUCAUCAAAUAUUGGAGAGGUUGUGUGUAUAUUUCUGACUGCCGCACUUGGUUUACCAGAAUCUCUGAUUCCAGUUCAAUUACUUUGGGUAAAUUUGGUGACAGAUGGUUUACCAGCUACUGCACUUGGUUUUAAUCCACCUGAUUUGGAUAUCAUGGAUCGUCCACCACGUAAUCCAAAAGAAGCAUUAAUAACACCAUGGUUAUUCUUUCGUUAUAUGGCUAUCGGAACAUACGUCGGUUUUGCUGUGGUAUGGAGUGCAACAUGGUGGACGAUGGAUGCCGCCAAUGGGCCUAAACUUUCCUAUUGGCAAUUGGUGUUAUACGUAGGAGCAGGCACGGUUGGUGCCUCAUGUUGGUGGUACGUUUCGUAUCACGAUGGACCACUGUUGUCAUGGAGACAGCUGAAAAAUCACUUCAAAUGUCGUGCUGGCGGUAAAGAUUGGGAAGAUAUUGAUUGUGAUGUUUUCGAAGAUCCACAUCCAAUGACAAUGGCACUUUCAGUACUCGUUACAAUUGAAAUGUUAAAUGCACUCAACAGUUUAUCUGAAAAUCAAUCUCUUAUUAAAAUGCCACCAUGGACAAAUAAAUAUCUUUUAUAUGCAAUUGCUCUAUCAAUGUCAUUACAUAUGAUGAUUCUCUAUAUUCCAAUGUUCAAUACGGUAUUUCAUAUUUGUCCAUUAACAUUGCAAGAAUGGUUUGCUGUUAUAAAAAUAUCUAUUCCUGUUCUAUUACUUGAUGAAACAUUAAAAUUUAUAGCUAGACGUUAUGUUGACAAAACCGAAGAGGGCAACAUAUUGCAUGGUGUGUUAAGUUUAGGCAUAUUAUGGAUUGCUUAUGGCGCCGUAAUUAUGUAUUCCCCAAUAUUUCAAAGUUGGGAAGGUUUUACUCAUCAUUCAAUUGUUUCACCAAGAAAUCGUGAAUUAAACGAACAAUAA
Molecule: messenger RNA, 3294 nt
Organism: Adineta steineri
Lineage: Eukaryota; Metazoa; Rotifera; Eurotatoria; Adinetida; Adinetidae
Source: the annotation of a GenBank genome assembly